AUGGGUAACGGAGCCAAGGCUGCCCAAAAAAGGGAGCGCAAUACGAAAGAUGCGAAGAAGGAACCAAACAGCCAGUUGAAGAAGAAUGCAGCGGCGCAAACCAUCAAAUGCAAAAUUUGCUUUGCCACAUUCCAGAGCACUUCGGCACGCAAAGGCCUGGAAGAUCACGCCUCGAACAAACACAGCAAGAAAUAUGAAGAGUGUUUCUAG
This is a messenger RNA of Fonsecaea pedrosoi CBS 271.37, 210 nucleotides long. RefSeq lists its product as uncharacterized. The coding region runs from base 1 to 210 and encodes 69 amino acids. The transcript is spliced from 2 exons. The record is from RefSeq and is a predicted model, not a curated record. NCBI's taxonomy places the organism in Eukaryota, Fungi, Ascomycota, Eurotiomycetes, Chaetothyriales, Herpotrichiellaceae.